UGGGAGCUGGGAGGGAUCCGGAGUGCGCAGGUGCGGCACCUGCCUCAGUGAAGAUGUCCACAGCUCGGCAUGCCUGAGACAGAGGGAGCGAGAGACGGAAAGGAGAAAGGAGGGAACUAGAGAGAGAGAUGGCAUCCGAUUCCACGCACCCACACCUCCGCGAGUAGGGAAAGAAGGAAGCAGACGGUGGAGGAAGGAAUUAACCAGCCAGGGCCAGCAAGGAGACAAAUAUGAAUCAUGAAUCUUCCCGGGUGUUGCUGUUUUUUGUCUCUGAUCCUGUGCUCCAGCCUCCAGCCUUUUGGUGCAGCGGGUCUGCAGUUGAGCGGUGCUGAUGGAGAGCCAUUGGCAGCUGAUGCUGGUGCAGCGUUGAACCAGAGCAGCAGUCCGAGUCAGCAGGAGAUAACGUGGCCUUUACGCUUGAUCUAUUACGUGCACGACGACAAUGAGAGCACUUAUCACAUCCUGGAUACCAAAGCCAGGAACCAGCAGAAACACCAUCAGGCUGUCCACCUUACCCACGCAAGCUUCCAGAUCGAUGCCUUUGGCUCCACCUUUAUACUAGAUGUUACACUGAACCAUCACCUGCUGUCCUCCAAGUACAAAGAAAUCCACUAUGAGAAACAAAAGACGUUCUUUUCCAAGGGAGGAGAGCACUGUUACUAUCAUGGGCAGAUACGAGGCAAUGCCAAGUCCAAAGUUGCGCUGUCCACGUGCGAUGGACUUCACGGCAUGUUUGAUGAUGGUAACUACAUGUAUAUCAUUGAACCGAUGACACAGACACAUACAGAGGAGAACUCGGCACGGCCCCACAUUGUACGUCGUAUUCCAAUCGGAUUGGUUGACCAGUCUCUCCACUUUGGGAACCGAAGAAAGGCAAACACACCUUGGUCUUCGCUGACCGAUCUACCCUGGCUCCAAGUCCGCAGGAGGAGGAGAGCAGUCCACCGCAGAAGUGUCUUCUCUGAAAUGAAGUACCUGGAACUGAUGAUUGUAAAUGACCACAAGAUGUACAAGAGACACCGGUCCUCCCGGCCUCACACCAACAACUUCGCCAAGUCGGUGGUCAACCUCCUGGACUUUAUCUUCAAGGAGCAGCUGAACACCAGGGUGGUCCUGGUCGCCGUGGAAACGUGGUCGGACAAGGACAGGAUCGAUGUGGGUCAGGACCAGAUGCAGACCCUGCGCAGCUUCUCCAAGUACCGACAGCAGUUCAUCAGGGAGCAGGCCGACUCCGUCCAGCUGCUCUCGGGCACCACAUUCAAAAGCAGCAUGAGCAGCAUGGCAUUCUUCGGGGGUGUUUGCUCUCUGAGCCGUGGAGUCGGGGUGAAUGAGUAUGGACAUAUGUGGUCGAUGCCAGUUGUGCUAGGGCAAGGCCUUGCGCAGAACCUGGGCAUACAGUGGGAGUCUGAAUCAAAGAGGAAAAAAGAAUGCGAGUGUCCAGGUUCGUGGACAGGAUGCAUCAUGGAAGACCCAGGGUUUUACCAUCCCCACACGUUCUCCAAGUGCAGUAUUAUGGAAUACAAGGAGUUUCUACAAAGGGGUGGAGGAGCCUGCCUCUUCAACAGGCCGACAAAGCUGUUUGAGACUACGGAGUGUGGAAAUGGAUAUGUGGAAUCUGGUGAAGAAUGUGACUGUGGACUGCGAGUGGAAUGCUUCGGGAGCUGCUGCAAGAAGUGUUCCCUUGCCAACGGUGCCCACUGCAGCGAUGGACCUUGCUGCAAUUACACUUGCCAGUUCCUAAAACGAGGAUAUGACUGUCGGGAUGCGGUGAAUGACUGUGAUAUAGCGGAGUACUGCACAGGAGACUCUGGGCAGUGUCCACCUAACCUUCACAAGCAGGAUGGAUAUACCUGCGACCUCAACCAGGGCCGAUGCUUCAGUGGAGAAUGCAAAACAAGGGACAACCAGUGCAAACUGAUCUGGGGCUCAAAGGCCAGGGGCUCAGACAAGUACUGCUACGAGAAGCUCAACACGGAAGGGACUGAGAAAGGGAACUGUGGGAAGGACGGUGAGAAAUGGCUGCAGUGCAGUAAGCAUGAUGUCUUCUGCGGCUACCUGCUCUGCACUGGCGUUAGCCGUGUGCCGCGGAUCGGCCGUCUCCUCGGUGAGAUCACACCCACCUCCUUCUACCACCAAGGCAAGCUGGUGGACUGUAGUGGCAGCCACAUUAUUAUGGACGACGGGACAGACCUGGGAUACGUCGAGGAUGGAACGCCCUGUGGGCCGUCGAUGAUGUGCACGGAUCGGAGGUGCCAGCCCAUUCCUUCCUUCAACAUCAGUAGCUGUCCCAGUGGAUCAGCGACCAAGAUAUGCUCUGGCCAUGGGCUAUGCAGUAACGAAGCGACCUGCAUCUGCGAGGGUACCUGGGCCGGGACGGACUGCAGCAUGUACGACCCCAAACGUGAUGAGGCAAAGCCACCACCGGAAGGCCCCAAGGAAAUGUCAAGAAGCGAAGAUAUGAUCCAAACCAGGCUGGGGCGAUUUGAAAUGGUGGUGGAGGUGUGGGGGGAAAGAGGCCAAUGGUGGGGACGGAGGGUGUGUGCGGGCUGGAGGGUGGGGGGAGAGGGAGCGAUCUCAUCGCCUGUGGAUUCUGGGAACGGCUGCUGAGCGUCAAACUCCUCGAGGAAGGAAACACAACGAGCAGAGCGACAGGACCAGAGCUCCCGGGAAUGUCAGGUUGACUCGAGAUCUUCCCCUCCCCUCUCGCGGCGAGGGGGGGGGGUGGAGGCAGCUGGGCCUCCUUCACCUCCUCAACCCCCUCGAUAAUUCCCCCUUCCCGCUCCCACCCCCGACCACAUCAGAGAGAAAUAAGAGCCACACACAAGACAAUAGGAUUCCCACUUCAUGGAAAAGUCCACUUGCAGCGUGGAGGGAGGCACACGGUCCUGAGGCAUUGGCUGCACAUCAGUUCAUCGUUUGUUUCGUCCGCCUCUCCCUGUUUUUACUUCUCCCAUCUCGGCGUUCUCCGUCCGGAGGGUACCCGCAUGGAAAAUAAACUUUAAAACGAAAACUCCAGGUGGGGAAAAGAACUGGCUCCCAUCGACGGGCGACUUUCUGUUUCCCUUGACAGCAGGGGGUUGACACUUUCAUCCAAUCUCAGGUCCAUCCACUCAACAUUCGACUUAAUCUGCUUCGAACUGCCAGAGAUCUCUCUCUCUCUCUCUUUAUUUUCUAGUUUGUAACCAAGACAGUGGCAGAUGCCGUUCAAAAUAUUAUGUUUAUGGAUGUACACAAACCAGAUAGGGACUGUAAAGGAAAAAAACAUGGAAAACUGCAAACUGAACUUUUUUUUCUCUCUUUCACUACCUUGUAACCAUCUGUGUUAAUCUAGAUGUACAUAUAUAGUGGGUGUUUCAAGGCCAGCAGGUGAACAUUUUGGAUGAAUAUUUGAACGUUAGAAAGUUUGAAUGGCAGGGAGAAUUAUUGCGUCAGAAAUGGCGAUUGAGCUAAAUUCACUUUCCAGCUCUUGAUCCCAUUAUAAUCAGGACACUUUCCGCUCUCCAUCUGAGUGUGUAUUUUUUUUUGCGAGUUCAUUUUUUUUUUGUAUUUACCUCCCUUUCAGAGACUUGCAGCCCUCUCUGUUUGGAACUGCCCUUUCUGGUGGUCAAGGCCUCAGCACAUUGACCACUGGGUGAGCCAACCCAUGAGUUUAUGAGGUAAAAACAAUAACUGCAGAUGCUGGAAACCAGAUUCUGGAUCAGUGGUGCUGGAAGAG
Chiloscyllium plagiosum (whitespotted bambooshark) is the source of this 3715-nucleotide messenger RNA. It is a transcript of the gene adam23a, whose product is annotated as ADAM metallopeptidase domain 23a. Gene Ontology annotation, cellular component: presynaptic membrane. The record is from RefSeq and is a predicted model, not a curated record. Gene Ontology annotation, biological process: proteolysis. NCBI's taxonomy places the organism in Eukaryota, Metazoa, Chordata, Chondrichthyes, Orectolobiformes, Hemiscylliidae. Gene Ontology annotation, molecular function: metalloendopeptidase activity.